AUCAUAGAACGUUAUACGAUUUAGAAGAAAAAUUAAAAUUGGAACAAAACUGAUUAAAACUGUUAGACUUGCAUUCGAGUGUGUGGGCGAAAAAGCCUUUCAUUAGUACAAAAUUUAAAAAACAAUCAGAUUAAAGACAUUUUUUGAUAGUAAUUAUACAAGUUUUGUAAUAACGGAGGAGGAGAAGAAGAUCAAGAGAAUUUUGGCUGAUAUUGUGCCAUGGGAUUAGAAUAUGAUAGUUUAGCAGAUUAUUCGCUGCAGGAAUCACCGUUUUAUGAGUCAACUUUAGAUAUUUAUGACAUGUCAGCCACACAGCUGAGUGGAAAACUGGGAUCAACGUUGAAACGAAAGAAAAAUAAGAAAGUGACGUUUUUAACGAGUGUACAGAGUUAUGACAUCCCGCCGAUCGUCAUCAAGGAAGAACCCGAAGAUGCGCAAUACAUUCAAAAAGUGCCAAGUUUAUCGGAUCUCUCUGAUCCUGAAGCAUCCCUCGGAGAUGUUCCAACACAAAUGCCCCCUUUGACUCCCGGUACAAACAAAAAAUUGACAGAAGUCCUAAAUGCCUCGUUCGCGUCAUGGGAAAAAGAAGUUCAAUCAUUCAAAAUAACCAAAGAUCCACGACAAUGGACUCCGGAACACGUCGUGAUUUGGCUGAAUUGGGCAAAACGGGAGUUUUCGUUAGAAUUUGAGCCGUUCCUCAAAAUGCACGGGCGUGAUAUUAUUGGCUUGGGGCGAGAAGGCUUUCUUGCUGUUGCGCCUCCGUUCACGGGUGAUAUUCUUUGGGAGCAUCUGGAAAUAUUGCAAAAAGAAUGCGAAAAAUUAGCUGAUACAGUACCUUAUGACAAUAAUUGCGGCGGGCAGGAUUUCAGUGACUUCAAUGCGAAUGCAGGCUGCCAGAGACUGGGCAACAACCAAUUAGGUCAAGAUUAUUCAACGAUAAAUUCAAGCGGUUACUCAUCGAUUGCUGAACGAAGCAAUGGAUCGCCGUCUCCUUUAGCUCCCGCACAAAUUUCCGGCGCUAAUGUACAAAGUGGCAAUAAUAAUGCUCAACAACAACAGUCUUACAUGCAAAUGGUUGCGAGUCAGCAGCAGCAGCAGCAGCAACGAAGCACGUCACAAUAUCUCUCAAAUGGCCAUCAAGUGAAGGAAGAAGCUGGCACGAAUUCGUAUCCGACGAGCGACGAUCACAGCGUCAAUUUUGGCGUCGUGUCGCAUCAGUCGCAUUACGGCGACGAACAAUCCGAGUACACGUCAAUUGGCGGCGGCGGCGAACAAUCAAAUUCCCAACCAAACUCCUACAGUCUCGACGGAAGUCCCGAUUUUUAUUCCGGCAUGAUGGAUCAAAAGUAUGCGGCGGCGCAACCUCCGCCCUCGCUGUACAACAAGAGAUACGCGAAUCGAUCGUAUCACGAAUAUCACGAGUACGGGAACAUGUCAACGGGAUCUUAUGAUACGCCGCCAUUCCAAACGGUGCCGGGAAGCGGAGCGCCCAAUGGAGGAGAUCAAUGGGGACCGUUACAUGCGCAUCCGGAAUUUCAAUCGCAUCCUGCUUAUAUGGCGACAAUGGGAUUGGAUAAGGGCAUGUUGGGUACGUAUGGCGCUCAAGGAGGCACGCCAUGCUUUACGGGAUCUGGCCCGAUUCAGUUGUGGCAAUUUUUACUUGAACUACUCACGGAUAAGCAAUGUCAGAGUUUCAUCACGUGGACCGGAGAUGGAUGGGAAUUCAAACUUGUUGAUCCUGAUGAGGUUGCUCGUCGUUGGGGAAUCCGCAAAAACAAACCAAAAAUGAAUUAUGAGAAACUUAGUCGAGGAUUAAGAUAUUAUUACGACAAAAAUAUCAUUCACAAAACCACUGGACGACGAUAUGUUUAUCGAUUCACCUGCGACAUCCAAUCCCUGCUGGGCUACACACCCGAAGAAGUACACGCAAUGGUCGACUUUAAGCCAGAAAAGAAGGAUGACGAGUAAACCCGUUGCUCUUCCUUUCAACCGCUUUAUUGUGCUUCCUUCCUUCCUUCAUUAUGUGAAAAUCCCCUUUGAUGCCCCCACGAUUUUAUACCGUACAUGCUCAAUUGUUAAUUUGGAGUUCGUUUCAUCAAAAAAAAUUAUGUCGGCAUUGUCCGAUGGUGCCUUAAAUCUCUAAAAUUUGAAAAAAUAAAAAGAAAAUUGUAUAAAAAAAACCAUUUCCCCACUGAAAAACUGACGCAGAAAAAAAUCGUAAAGCUUUGUGAUAAGUUUAAAGAUAUAAAAAAAUAAUUUUAAUUUUUUUCGCUUUUGUUAUAAGUUAAAUUUAUAUCAGAAUCUACUUAAGAAUUUUCGUCGACAAGCAAUUGUUUAUUAUUAGACGUUAGAUAAAAUUUAGAAAAAAAAUAAUUGAAACUGAGUCAAUAUAUAGAAUGUACUAUUAUUUUAACAUCGACCAUUUUCACACAAACACAUAAAAAAAAUCAUUUUUUUAUUAUUUUCAGAUUUGAUCUCUAAUGUAUGUCAAGCAAAUGUUAAUAUUAUUAUUAAACAAAAAAAAAAUCAAUGUGAAAAUUGUGUACCAAAAAAUAAAUCAUUUGUAUCAUGAUGUGUAUUUCCAGGAGAUAUCGUAAUAAAUAAAUGUAAUAAUCUAAAAUAUUUAAAAAAAAAAUUGCAAUCGGAAUGAUCAAUUCGAUCCGACGAUCAAGAGAGAUCCGCUUGAAUUGAUCAUUUCGAUUGGCGACGUGAAUUUUUUUCGUCGUGCAAAUUAGUUUUAAGCAAGAUAAAUAUAUAGAAUAUUAUUAAAUAAAGUAAUAAUAUACUUAGCGUAAUUUUAGUUUAACCCAUAUUGGAAAAAAAUAUUUAAAUUUAUGAAUAAAA
Messenger RNA from Culicoides brevitarsis, 2844 nucleotides. It is a transcript of the gene pnt, whose product is annotated as ETS-like protein pointed. Gene Ontology annotation, biological process: regulation of transcription by RNA polymerase II; cell differentiation. Gene Ontology annotation, molecular function: sequence-specific DNA binding; DNA-binding transcription factor activity, RNA polymerase II-specific. The coding region runs from base 220 to 1968 and encodes 582 amino acids. Gene Ontology annotation, cellular component: nucleus. The transcript has 9 exons. The record is from RefSeq and is a predicted model, not a curated record. Lineage: Eukaryota; Metazoa; Arthropoda; Insecta; Diptera; Ceratopogonidae.